AAUAUAAACGCCCCCGUUGGUAGCCUCCGGAUUUUGUAUGGACCGUAGUAUCAACUCAACUUUAACGGUAUUCGGCUUUACUAUCAAAAAAGCAAAGGAGCACCAUGUCCAAGGAGCACUGGAUGCGGGAUCUGCCAAGUGAAUUGCGCGACCUGUCCCUCAUCAAUCUAGCCAUUCCAGGUUCCCACAAUUCAAUGUCAUAUGGCAUAAAUAGCAAGUCCAAACUAUCGCCUGACGCGGAAAAGGCCAUACGGCAAUGGCAUCGCUUCUUUCCCUGCUUCGUACGCCGUUGGAGCAAAACCCAGAGCUCCGGGACAUUGGAACAACUGCAGUUGGGUGUGCGCUACUUUGAUCUGAGGAUAGCCCAGAGGGAUGAUAAGUUCUACUACUGUCAUGGCCUCUUUGCAAUGGAGAUUUUCGAGCCACUAUUGGAGAUUCGGCAGUUUGUGGACUCCCAUCCCGAGGAGUUGGUCAUUCUCGACCUGCAGCACUUCUACGCCCUGACAGUGGCUCAUCACCAGCAGCUGCACAAGGAUCUAAUCCAGUUCUUCGGACAUCGUCUGUACUCCACCGUCGAUGGUUCCCUCAAGGAUUGUACUCUGAAUAGAUGUGCGGAGAUGCAACGCAGCCUGGUGAUAAUCUAUAGGCGGUGUCCCAUUCCCUUACCAUUAAGGUUUUGGCCCAGCUAUACUUGGCCCACACCAUGGCCUAACAAAGCGAGUGUCAAGAAGCUGCGGUCCUUUCUGGAAGACUCCCUACUGUCGCGACAACCCCAGCAGGGUUAUGUCUCCCAGUGCCUCAUCACGCCCACAGGCCGCUACAUUGCUUUCCGGCUCUUCUUCACCCUGAAAAGUACAGCCAAGCGGGUAGACAAGAAGUUGCAGCCAUGGAUUCAGGAGCAGAUUCCGGGUCCCUUUGAGCCAAAAGAUGAUCCUACAGUGAAUGUCUUCCUUGCCGAUUUCGUCAACCUCAAGGACGGGCAGUUCUGCAAUUGGGUAGUGGAGCUAAACACAAAGAUACAGGAGAGGGUGGCCGAGAAUCAGGAACAGGAUUCCUCUUGAAAGAUGUUCUGCUACCUUGUGCCAGAUAUGUAUUGGAAGUCAAAUAGUUGAUAUAGGGUUGUGGCACUUUUUAUAUUUUUAUACACCAAUAUUUAGAUUCUAUUACAACGUAAAGUAUUCAUAUUUA
Molecule: messenger RNA, 1188 nt
Organism: Drosophila suzukii
Lineage: Eukaryota; Metazoa; Arthropoda; Insecta; Diptera; Drosophilidae
Product: PI-PLC X domain-containing protein 2
Biological process (GO): lipid metabolic process
Molecular function (GO): phosphoric diester hydrolase activity
Source: RefSeq, a predicted model, not a curated record